AUGGGGCUGCUCUCCAACCCCUUCCGGUCCCGCGAACCGCGGCUGCCAGUAUACGAAAAUCUAGCAUCUCCGACCAAAGAGCGUGCCUCUGACGACGAAUACGACUACUCAGACGACGAGUCUGACGGAUCAUACCGCUCAGAGUCUGCACCAUCAUCCAGUUCGAGGAACGUAUCCGCCUCUGCGCCCAGCGGGCUGUUGCUGCUGCCAAAACGGAAACUGCCUCGACAGCCUCCCAAGAAUGGGUGCUCACGGUUAUACCCCUACAGACUACCGACAAAAAUCACCCGGUGGGUGCUCAUCGGCAUCGUCGGCACCCUUGUUCUCAUGCUGCUCAGUCUCGUGCGCGCGAGCCAGGUUGAGAAUUGGAAAGUGGCAAAUGGGCGCGUCAAGACGCCGCCGCCGCCGCCCCCGGUGUGGGAGAGUUUCCCGUUCCUGGAGAGAUAUUACGGUGGCAUCCGUACUUUGAGGCCGCUCAACGAGAGUCAACCGUCUUAUCCGGCGACGAGUGAGCACGCGGUCCCGUCGACCUCGGAGGCUGAAUCGGCCGGUGCCAAGACGGUUCGGAAUGCGGUUGACGGGCGGCUGCCCCGUAGCUCGUCGUGGGAGACGUAUCCUGCUGCCAAGAGGGAGGCUGGCAUUCAGGAAUGUUUCGUCGACGCGGCGGGAAAGGUGCGCGUGCCUCCGCUGAGGUACUACAGUGGCCGGACUCGCGGCUUUCCCGGGCACGUGUCGGGAUCUUAUGAGGCUCUCGGCCUGCCUGAGGAUAUUUGCUUCGAGAGAUAUGGCCGGUAUGGGCCGUAUGGCUUUGGGUACUCCCGACGAAUGGGCGGCCUGAGUACCGGCGAGCACGGCGAGAAGGAGGGCCACGACGCCGUGUGGGAAAAGACACCGCGCGUCGACUACCGAUCUGUGGACUGGGCUGAUGUGCAGCGUCGAUGCUACGAGGCCAACAUCGGACGGUACAAGGCCCUGCCGCCCGCGACGCCGGCCCCUCGUGGGUUUUAUAUCGGGCGAGCCGGCGCCGAGAGCAUCGCGGCUCGUCGAUCCGAGGAGGACACCACCGCGACGAGCGCCAACACUACUCGAGGGGCUGGGGGGGAGGAGCCCGCGGCCGACGGGGCCUCUUCCGGGAGCGCCGAGGGCGGCGUCAGCGCGCGGAAUGUCGCCAGGACGGCCGUCGUCGUCCGGUGCUGGGACUCGUACCUCUUCCGCGAGGACGACGUCGCCCACCUCCGCUCCGUGAUUGCCGAGCUGUCCAUGGGGUCCGGCGGCAGAUAUGACGUCCACCUCCUCGUCCAGGUCAAGGAGGACGGCAAGCACCCCGUCUUGGCCGACCACGAAGCCUACCAGCAGCGAGUCAAGGAGGCCAUCCCGAGGGAGUUCCAGGGCCUCGUGACGCUCUGGACGGAAACCCAGAUGCUGGCCGUCUAUCAGGGCAUGUACGAUCUGUGGACGCGCGGGCCGGUUCUGCCGGUCCACGGCGUCUACCGAGGGCACUCCAUGGCCAUGCAGCACUUUGCCUACCAGCACCCCGAGUACGACUACUUCUGGCAGUGGGAAAUGGACGUCCGCUACACGGGCCACUACUACGACCUGGUGACCAAGCUCGAGGAAUGGGCCAAGGCACAGCCCAGAAAGGGGCUCUGGGAACGCAACUCGCGCUUCUACCUCCCCAGCGCCCACGGCACCUGGGACGACUUUUCGCAGAUGUCCCGCGUGCACAGCGAGAUGGGCACCGCCGCCGCCGACAACGUCUGGAGCAAGAUGCCGGGCGAAAAGACAAGGACGCCCGCCGCGGACGCGACGGUCCCCAAGAGCUCCCGGAUGGUCUGGGGUCCCGUCCGCCCGGCCGAGGAACAGGACUGGUUCGAGGCCCAAGACGACCCCGUGGCCCCGACCACGUACGAGGCCGACAAGUACAGCUGGGGCGUCGGCGAAGAAGCAGACUACAUCUCGCUGAACCCCAUCUUCGACCCCGAGGGCACGACGUGGGCCCUCAAGGACGACAUCACGGGCUACAACCGCUCGCGGCCGCUGCCGCCGCGCCGCGCCGCCAUCAUCACCACGUCCCGCAUGUCGCGGCGGCUUCUCGUCAAGAUGCACCGCAUGACGGCCUUCAAGAAGCAGUUUGCCUUUCCCGAGAUGUGGCCCGCCACCGUCGCCCUCCAGCACGGCUACAAGGCCGUCUACGCGCCGCACCCCAUGUACGUCGACCGCAGGUGGCCCGUCGAGUACAUGGCGCAGACGUACAACGGCGGGCGGGACGCGUCCAGCGGCGGCUCGAGAACCAGCGUCUUUGGCGAGCGCGAGCACAACCUCAAGGGCCUCAGCUGGUUCUACAACUCGGGCUUUGCGCCCAACCUGUACAGGAGAUGGCUCGGCCUCAAGGUGAACAAUGACGGCGGCGAGGACUUUGAGCAGACCCUGGACGAGACCAAGCAGGGUUCGGGCGUCGGCAAUAUGCGUGGCGGCGAGGGGAGGAUGUGCGUCCCGGCCAUGUUGCUGCAUCCUGUCAAGGACGUCGAGCUGCCGGUUGAGGCGCCUCCCGAUGAGGACAGUGAGAGUGAGAGCGUCGCGUCGGAUCCCGCGGCGUGA
Metarhizium album ARSEF 1941 is the source of this 2598-nucleotide messenger RNA. RefSeq lists its product as uncharacterized. The coding region runs from base 1 to 2598 and encodes 865 amino acids. NCBI's taxonomy places the organism in Eukaryota, Fungi, Ascomycota, Sordariomycetes, Hypocreales, Clavicipitaceae. The transcript has a single exon. The record is from RefSeq and is a predicted model, not a curated record.